AUUUAUUACGUGGCAUAGUAGGAAGCGUGGAGUUCCCGCAUUUUUUAAGCAACUGACGAUGACCCGUUUGGCCGCCAUUCCUGCGCAGUGAAUGAUCAACUUCCCAAUUCCAAUUUAGAGAGAGAGAAAAGAGAUGGCACAGCAGAUCAAAGAGCCGUGUAAGAAAUAUGCGUGUGACAUUCAAGCUUGUCUAUCCAAGAACAACUUCGACUCUCGAAAGUGCCUUAACGUCAUUGAAUUGCUUCAGUCUUGCUGUGAGAAAUGUAGUUACAAGUCAACACAUUGUGCUUCUGUAUCUGGCCUUCUAAAUCAAAAGCCCAAGUAAGAGUCAAAAUUCUAACCAUAUUUUGCCUGAAGAUGGACUGUUAUGGUUCUGUCCUUUUGUUUUCUGGUUUUCUGGUUUUCUUUUGGAGUACUGAGAAGCUAACCCCAAGAGAGAACGAGCGAGAAAAUGGUUGUUAUCAGAAGUGAAUUUUGCAAGUUAUCAGAAUUCUAUCAUGGCGGUGGUAAGAAGUUCGGUCUGCCUCCACCGUAUGUUGUAAUAAGACACUAGAACAGGGGAUAAAAUCAGGUGUACCUUUCAAAGGAUCUUUUUAUAGAAAUACAAAUGAAAGAAAAUAUUAUGACUUUAUGAUAACACAUAUAUAUUAGAUUCCGUUUGAUUUCUACUUGUUAGCUGCUGGAAGCUUUUGAGAGAGACUGAAGGUCAUAAAAUGUAAUCAUGAAAGUUUUGCCUCUAUUGGGGGUGCUUCAA
This is a messenger RNA of Camellia sinensis, 754 nucleotides long. NCBI's taxonomy places the organism in Eukaryota, Viridiplantae, Streptophyta, Magnoliopsida, Ericales, Theaceae. The record is from RefSeq and is a predicted model, not a curated record.